Messenger RNA from Entamoeba histolytica HM-1:IMSS, 294 nucleotides. RefSeq names its product ubiquitin, putative. The transcript has a single exon. Gene Ontology annotation, biological process: modification-dependent protein catabolic process; protein ubiquitination. Gene Ontology annotation, molecular function: ubiquitin protein ligase binding; protein tag activity. The record is from RefSeq and is a predicted model, not a curated record. Gene Ontology annotation, cellular component: cytoplasm; nucleus. Bases 1 to 294 code for a protein of 97 amino acids. NCBI's taxonomy places the organism in Eukaryota, Evosea, Mastigamoebida, Endamoebidae.
AUGUUUCAAAAAGAUUCCGAAAAGAAUAAAAAGGGAGUGAAAAGAAACUUUAAAGUGAAAAUGCAAAUCUUUGUUAAGACACUUACUGGAAAGACUAUUACAUUAGAAGUUGAACCAAAUGAUUCUAUUGAUGCUAUUAAAGCUAAGAUUCAAGAAAAAGAAGGAAUUCCACCUGAUCAACAAAGACUUAUUUUUGCAGGCAAACAAUUAGAAGAAGGAAAGACACUUUCAGAUUAUAACAUUCAAAAAGAAUCAACACUUCAUUUAGUCUUAAGAUUAAGAGGAGGAUAUUAA